Miniopterus natalensis is the source of this 6043-nucleotide messenger RNA. The record is from RefSeq and is a predicted model, not a curated record. NCBI's taxonomy places the organism in Eukaryota, Metazoa, Chordata, Mammalia, Chiroptera, Miniopteridae.
UGCGCCGAGCCGGGAGCCCUAGCCCCGAGCCUCCCGGGGUGGGGGACAGAUUCUGGGAUUGGCAGGAGAUGGAUGAGUGCAAUUGGAUGACCCCUCCCCUACAAUUGUUAUGGCUCAUAGAGAGUCUCAGGCCUGGUGGCAAGUAGAUCUCGUUGAAUUUCAUCUCAUCUGUUGGCCUUGGAGCCCAGGCCAAUCAUGGCCGGAAGACCCAUCCGCAUAGGAGACCAGCUGGUUCUGGAGGAAGAUUAUGAUGAGACCUAUAUCCCCAGUGAGCAAGAAAUUCUUGAAUUUGCCAGAGAAAUAGGUAUUGAUCCCAUCAAGGAGCCAGAACUGAUGUGGCUGGCACGGGAGGGCAUCGUGGCACCACUGCCUUCGGAGUGGAAACCAUGCCAGGACAUCACAGGUGACAUUUACUAUUUCAACUUUGCCAACGGGCAGUCCAUGUGGGACCAUCCUUGUGAUGAGCACUAUCGGAACUUGGUGAUCCAGGAGCGAGGGAAGCUGUCAGCUGGGGCCAUUAAGAAGAAAGAUAGGAAGAAGAAGAAGGACAAGAGGGACCGGAAGGACAGAGAGGCCCCCAGCAGUGCCACGGCCCUGGGCUCCUCGUUAGCCCCAGUCCACGUUCCUCUUGGGGGCCUGGCUCCCUUACGAGGCCUUGUGGAUGUCUCGCCCUCUGCUCUUCACGCAUCUCACAGUGCGAGCCUGGGGAGCUCCGUGGAGUCUGGUCAGCUUGGAGAACUCACGCUGGGUCUCAAGACUUCUGCUCAUACAAAGGCUCUCUUGGGCUCCACCCGUGAGGACAAGAAUGCUCUCAGCCUCUUGGCUUUAGGGGAGGAGUCCAACGAGGAGGAGGCAGAGAGUGACAACCAGAGUGUCCACAGCUCAAGUGAGCUUCUUAAGAACCUGCACCUGGACAUUGGGGUGCUGGGGGGUGACUUCGAGUAUGAGGAGUCCCCAGGAACAAGCCAGCCAGAGGAGAAGGCCGUGUCUCCUGAUUCAGGUGCCGUCCGCCCCCCUACUCCUGGCAAGCUCUUCAGCCAAGGCGCAGACAGCAGCCUGACCAGUGCAGAUGGCAAAGGGCGACAGGGAAGAGGGGCGAGUACCUGGCUCCCAGGAAAAGACAAGAAUCACAAGAGUGACCCUGCAACGUCCACAAGUCUGGUAUGCCCUGGGGGCAAUCAGCCUGCCAAAUCCAGCAACAGAGAUGCAGCAGAGGACCUGGUGGCUGCAGGAGAGGAAGGUUCCAGGAAGGAAGAGGAAGCAAUGGAGCCAAAGAAGGAGGUUUCUGGCCCAACAAGGAGCAGAUCAGAUGCCAGUGAAGAGCCAGAGAUCAGUGAACACAUGAAGGAACUACAGCUCUCGGACUCUGCUGCUUCUGACCCUGAGUCCUUGCUUGGCCUGGGCUUUGGUUUCCGCAGCCGGAUCUCAGAGCACCUGUUGGAUGUUGACGUGCUUUCCCCAGUCCCAGAUAAAGCCCACUGGGAGGCCCUGAGGUUGGGAGAAGACAGGGAUGACAGCCAGCACAGCCAAGAUGAGCCACAGAGCAAGCAGUCGGAAAGCUCGGAGAGGGUAUCUCCUUCACUUCUGCAUGGGGAGUGGCUUGGGAGUCCCCUUCACAGCCAGGCCACGGGAAAACGGCCUCUGCAGGCCUGUGACAGGCAGACAGAGUGGAGCAGGGCAGAGGAGCCUGGGGAGGACUCUGCACGCAGCCCCCUCCCGCCUGAUUUCCUGCAGAGGGAGGAGACCCCAAGUUCACCUGCCACUUGCAAGAGGGGCAAGGAGUUGUGCUCCCAGGCCGAGGAGCCCGAGGAGAAGGUGGCAGUCAGCCCCACGCUGCCCGUCUCUCCUGAGGUAGAGAAGAAGGCAUGCCAUGCCAUACAGGGUCAUGCGGGGAAGGACCAGGGCCGAUCAGGAGGCAGAAGAGGCGAGAAGGGAGAGCAUGGUCCAGAACCUUUCUUGGGGUUUUCUUGGGAAGGAAUGAAUGAGGCAGGCCUUGGUAGGCCAUCUCCAGAGCUUUUGGCUCCCCCAAAGCAGCUGUCAGAGGCUGCCUGGAAGGCCGUGGAAGAGUCAGUGGCCCAAGAGCUCGAGCAAGACCAGAGGCAGCUCCUAGAACUGAAGCGAGAGAAGAUGCAGCAGCUGCGAGAAGAGCUGUGGCGGGAGGAGGAAGAGGAGACCCUCCAGCUUCACCAGCAGAAAGAGAAAUCUCUGAGAACCUGGAAUGUAGGCGAAGAAGUUGAGGCACCGAAAGGUCUCCUGAAGGAGCAGCUACAGAAAGCUACUGAGGAGGAGGGGGCUCGGAUGCGAGAGGAGGAGGGCCGGAGGCUGUCCCAGCUCCAGGCGCAGGUCCUGUCCGGCGCAGAAGCAGAUGAGAGCCAAAUCAGGGCCCAGCACGAGGCUUCCCUGCAGAGGCUGAGGGAGGAACUGGAGUCUCUGCAGAAGGCUGAGAGGGCCAGCUUGGAGCAGAGAAACAAGCACAUGCUGGAGCAGCUCAGGGGAGAGAUGGAGGCUUUGGAGCAGAGGGAGGAGGCUGCGCUGAAUGCUGAGAAGGAGAAGGCUUUGAGGCAGCUGAGGGAGCGGCUGGAAGGGGAGAGGAAAGAAGCAAUGGCAGCGCUGGAGAGGGAGCAUAGAGCUGAGCUGGAGCGGCUCUCGUCCUCACUGGAGGCCAAGCACAGACAGGUGGUCUCCAGCCUCCAGAAGAAGAUAGAGGAAGCUCAGCAGAAGGAGGAGGCCCAGCUGCAGGACGGCCUGGGGUGGGCGGAGCAGAGAGCUCAGCACAAAGCUCACCAGGUGCUGGAGUAUGAGCAAGAGCUCGGUGGCCUCCUGAGAGAGAAGCGCCAGGAGGUGGAGAGGGAGCAUGAGCGGAGGAUGGAGAGGAUGAGGGAGGAGCACCGGCAAGCGGUGGCCGAGGCCAGAGAGCAGUAUGAAGCCCAGGAGAGGAAGCAGCGGGCUGAACUGCUGGGGCACCUGACCGGAGAGCUGGAACGCCUGCGCAGGGCUCACGAGCGAGAGCUGGAGACUGCAAGGCAGGAGCAGGGCCGGCGGCUGGAGGACUUGGGGCUCCGACAGCAGGAGCAGGAAAGGAAACUCCAAGAGUUAGAGUUGGAUCUUGAAACCAGAGCGAAAGACGUCAAGGCCAGAUUGGCUCAGCUGGACAUUCAGGAGGAGACUGCCCGGAAGGAGAAGCAGCAGCUCUUGGACGUAAGGAGGCAGGUGGUGCUGAAGAGCAAGGAAGUCACAGCUACCCAUCGACACCUGGAAGAGGCAAAGAAGGAGCACACCCACCUGCUGGAGUCAAACCGGCAGCUCCGAACAGUUCUCUGCGAGCUGCAGGCCCACAAGCUGGAGUUGGAAUCCCAGGUGGACGUGCUGCAGACCCAGGCCGAGAGGCUGCAGAAGCACAUCAGUGACCUGGAGGCCAAAGCUCAGAGGAAGCAGGAUGUGUUGACAGAGCUGGCGGUAGAGGAGAGAAGAGCUUCCCCGUGUUGUGAGCCAGAUCUCCACAUCGAGGACCUGAGGACAUCCCCUGGGAGUAACCAGACCAAAGAGGUACCCUCUUCUCUCUCCCAGAGCAAGGAGGAUGCCGGCUUGUCCUUGGACAGCUUCCGGCACUACCUCUCUGCAGAGGGGGUGGCUCUCCGCAGCGCCAAGGCCUUCCUGGUGCGGCAGACACGUUCCAUGCGGAGGCGGCAGACUGCUCUGAAGGCCGCCCGGCAGCACUGGUGCCAGGAGCUGGCCAGUGCCCCAGAUGCAGCCAAGGACCUGCUAAGCACCAAGGCCCUAGGAGACGUGCGAAAGGACCUGGAAGAGGAGACCAAGCACCUGGAGGAGAUGAAGUCGGCCAUGAGGAAGGGCCGAGACCUGCUGCGGAAGAAAGAGGGGAAGCUGAGCCAGCUGGAGGCCUCUCUUCGGGAUGAGGCUCCAGAUGAGGGUACUCUGAGAGGAGCCCCCGCCAAGAAAGUGGUGACUUUUGACCUCAGUGACACGGAAGACACUAGCAGUGGAAGUUCAGAGUCCUGCUCCCUGCCUCACAUCAGCCUGACCGCAAGCCCCACCUUCCCCAACAAGAUCCAGUACUUGAGCAGCUCCCUACAGCGGAUCAGCAGCCAGCUAAACGGGGUCCUCAGCAUGCUGGGGGGCCUCAGCUCUCAGCCGCCACUCCUCACUCCCACCCUGGCACAGACCCCGUCCCCAUCCUUCCAGAGGGCUCCCGUUCCCUCUUACCCCUCCCUGGUCCCCAUCUUCCCCUCAUCCCCCAGGACACCUGUGUCCACCCAGUGGGCCUGGGACCAGGGGCUGGGCCGCAGGCUCUCCUCCUCCGUGACUCAAACAGUGGAUGACUUCCUGGUGGAGAAGUGGCACAAGUACUUUCCAACUGGAGUCCCCGUCCUCAGCAGUGGCACCACCUCCUUGGAGAACAGGCUGGGUUACAUGUCUGCCAGAGAGCAGCUCCGCCUCCUGCAGCAUCCGCACUCCCACAUCCCGGAGGUGGGCAGUGCCAACUUGCAGGGCAUGAUUGAGGCUAACCGGCAGUGGCUAGAGCAUUACAAAAACGACCCUAAGUUACAUCUUUUCUCAGUGCACAAGCCAGGAGCCACUUCGGGCCUCCUGCAGCUGGGCCUGGAUGAGAACAACACGCUGAAGGUGUAUCGCUACUGAGGCCUGCGCGGUCGCGUGCGGUGCACCUGGCUCCCCUGCACCCACAUCAAGUGCCUGAGGAGGGGCCUGCACUUCAUUUCCUCUGAUGGAGCAUCCUCCUGUCCCGCCUUUGCUGCUGCCGCCCCACUCGAAGCUCGGAGGAACUGUGGGGAAAUGGGCUGGGUGGAAAGGAUGGUACAGCCGGGAGCAGUUAGCCACCGCAGCGACCAGGUGGCGGAUCUCAGCUGAAGCACGUGGGCCGCUGCGAGCUCCUGCGUGGGUAUGGCAGCCCUGAGGAUGAGGGGCACCACCGGGCACAGGGGCACCUUCAGGAGGAAAGGGCGGCAUUAGAGGAGCUGAUAUGAAAGGCCAGGGACUCUCUUUGGAGCCCCACUGAUCCCUUGUACCUGCAGGGCACGCAUGGUUCAGUGUAUGGUCCUCACUUCACAGAGCAAAGCCCCAGCCUGUUGGUACCCCGGGCCAGGCUCUGUCUCCAAUACCUCAGCCUCGUAGAGCCCAGAGCUUUCUUCCCAUUUUCCUUUCCUUUUCCUUUUUCUUUCCUUUUUUUUUUUUAAUGUCCUCUUUCUUGAGUCCUCUGUUUCUCCUUUUGAGUAACUCAGGAUUGGCCCAGAGCCCUGCCAGAGGUUGCUGGAGGCAACCAGAGUUUUGUCACCUCUCUUCCCUCUCCUGGCACUAUGCUGUCCUCAGGAGCACCCUCUCCCUUUCCCUUUUCUGGGGCUCCUCCCCAGAGCCCUGCCAGCUAGCUUCUCAGGUCUCCAGCACACAAUUUCAGUAAGACGACAGCCAUAGGAGAAGUCUGGGGUGGCUUCUGGUCCUCACCUCGCUUUCUCCACCUCGGUGUAUCUAUGGGUUCUGGUUUCCGUCUCUUUUCUACCUGUGCCCAACCCCUGCUGCCUCUUCUCAGAGCUCGGAGACUCCUUCUGAAGGAGGUGAGGGCGGGGCCAGUGCCUGGCCUUGGCGUGAGGGGCCUUUGCCAGUGAGGCUGCUGCCAUCUGUACAGCUCCCUACAGCCCCUCUCAGCGGGCUCCUGGGGAUCACAGGAGACGCUGUCUGACAUCCGUCUCAGUGUUUAAAGAAAAUCCCCCCCGUUUUUCUUGUCUUGAAAGCUAUGGGGUUAUCCUUGCCUCUCUAAUACAUAGAGACGAACCCUCCACCAUCCCAUCACGAAUUUCUUUGUGCUGGAAGAAGAAACUAAGAUCCAAUAGGCUUUUAUCUACCCCCCAAGGCCAUACUUCCCAGUCAUCAGUCUACCACACAGAAAAAGUCCAUUUUGUAACUUGGCUGAUUCUGUGUGCUUUGGGACUUUCUUAUGUGUCACAACCGUCUCUGGUAACAGUCCUGUGUUUUGUACAUCAAUUAAACCUGUGCUGGUCCAGUUUCUACAAGG